This is a messenger RNA of Theobroma cacao (cacao), 2288 nucleotides long. The record is from RefSeq and is a predicted model, not a curated record. NCBI's taxonomy places the organism in Eukaryota, Viridiplantae, Streptophyta, Magnoliopsida, Malvales, Malvaceae.
UUUUGGAUGUAUUUUGUUUUCCUGUCAGUUUCCUGUGAAUAUGCGAGUUGGGGAAGAUUCAAAAAAGACACUGCUAAUUUGAGUCAAAGUAGUAGGGAGAUCCUUUUCCUCUUUCUUCCCGGUUUGAUCGAAAAGGAAAAAAAAAUAAUAUGACAAGGGGAAGAGCUGAUGCGAAUCCAAAGAAACGGCUAAUCACUUGGAUAGUAGUUUUGGUUGUCUGUUGUGGUUGCUUCUAUGCAUACACCCGAAACAACAGUUCAUCUGCACUAGAGUAUGGAAGUAAAUCUUUGAGGAAAUUUGGUUCUUCUUACUGGCAUGGGGAUGACGAUACUGUUGAUCCUUCUGCUAAACUCGAUGAAGAUGGAGAUGAUGGUGUCAUGCUGAGGAGUUUCCCUGUUUGUGAUGAUCGACAUUCCGAGCUUAUUCCUUGCCUAGACAGGAAUUUUAUAUACCAGACAAGAUUGAAGCUGGAUUUAUCUGUGAUGGAACACUACGAAAGACAUUGCCCACAGCCCGAAAGACGCUACAAUUGUUUGAUUCCUCCUCCACCUGGAUACAAGAUACCUAUCAAGUGGCCCAAAAGCAGGGAUGAGGUAUGGAAAGCAAAUAUACCACAUACCCACCUUGCAACGGAAAAAUCUGACCAGAAUUGGAUGGUUGUCAAGGGUGACAAGAUUUCAUUUCCUGGAGGUGGAACUCACUUCCAUUAUGGGGCAGACAAGUAUAUUGCUUCGAUGGCAAAUAUGCUGAACUUUCCAGACAACAUUUUAAACAAUGAGGGAAAUAUUCGAACUGUUUUUGAUGUGGGUUGUGGAGUUGCUAGUUUUGGAGGAUAUCUUCUUUCGUCUGGUAUCAUUGCAAUGUCUUUAGCACCAAAUGAUGUUCAUCAAAACCAGAUCCAGUUUGCCCUGGAGAGAGGAAUUCCUGCAUAUCUCGGUGUUUUAGGGACAAAGAGACUUCCUUACCCAAGUAGAUCUUUUGAACUUGCACAUUGUUCACGUUGUAGGAUUGAUUGGCUUCAAAGGAAUGGAAUCCUUCUUCUUGAGCUAGACCGGGUACUCAGGCCAGGAGGUUAUUUUGCCUAUUCAUCUCCUGAAGCAUACGCCCAGGAUGAAGAAGAUUUGAGAAUUUGGAGAGCAAUGAGUGCCCUUGUGGAACGAAUGUGUUGGAAGAUAGCUGCUAAAAGGAAUCAAACUGUUAUUUGGGUCAAACCCCUGACAAAUGACUGUUUCAUGCAAAGAGAGCCUGGUACUCAUCCUCCCAUGUGCAAAUCUGAUGAUGAUCCAGAUGCAGUUUGGGGUGUUCCAAUGGAAGCUUGUAUCACUCCUUACUCCAGUAAAAUUCAGAAAGCAAGAGGGAGUGGGUUGGCUCCUUGGCCUGCUCGUUUGACUACUCCACCUCCCCGUCUUGCUGAUUUGGGCUACUCUGAUGAAAUGUUUGUAAAGGACACGGAUCUUUGGCAGCGAAGAGUUGAAAACUAUUGGAAUCUUUUGGGUCCACAUGUUGAGUCUGAUACAGUGAGAAAUUUAAUGGACGUGAAGGCAAACAUGGGUUCAUUUGCAGCUGCUCUGAAUGACAAAGAUGUUUGGGUGAUGAAUGUGGUGCCAGAAGAUGGACCUAACACUCUGAAGAUAAUAUAUGACAGAGGCCUGAUAGGAACCGUGCAUAACUGGUGUGAAAGCUUCUCAACUUAUCCAAGAACUUAUGAUCUCCUUCAUGCUUGGACUGUCUUCUCUGAUAUUGAAAAGAAAGACUGUAGCAUUGUGGAUUUAUUAAUAGAAAUGGACCGCAUCUUGAGGCCUAAGGGUUUCAUCAUUGUUAAUGAUAAGCGACCAACAGUGGAGUUGAUAAAGAAAUAUUUAGGAGCAUUACACUGGGAAUCAGUGGCAACAGCAGACUCUCAGCUGGACUCAGAGCAAGAUGAGGACGUAGUGCUCAUAAUUCAAAAGAAAAUGUGGCUUACAAGUGAAAGCCUUAAGGAUUCGGAGUAAGAGAGCAAAGUUCCAAUUCAAGAAAUGCCUUUGACUUCAUAAGGUCCCAUCAUUGGAGGGUGGGCACAAACAAUGCCCAUUUCUGCAAUUUUUGUAGCCUUGUCUUCUUUUAUAUCUCUUCCAUCUUCAGUGUAGAACAUAGAAGACAGCUUAUCCAGAAUAUUGGUCCUAUUCCUCUCUUUUUUUAACCCAUUUAUAUUGGAUAAAUUUAUAGAUUGUGUAAGAUAAUUAUUCUUUCAUCAAUUAAUUUCCUUGAAUAAUAAAUGUAAGAUUACGCACUGUUGAAGAGUUCCCUUA